GAGUGUUUGCGCUCACACAAACGGCGCAGCAGCAGCAGCAGCAGCUCAGAGGGGGGAAGAUGGCGCGGCGCUGCAGCCGUGCCACGUCUCGGUAUAAAGAAACAUAUCUCAAAAAGAUGGCAACAUCUGCGGUUUGGUUAUGCUUGUGUCUCCUUUUUCCUUCCGCCGUGGAGGCCGGACUGUACACAGCUUCGGACCAGAUCGUCUUGUUAACUCAGGAAAAUGUGGAGUCGGUUUUGGUCAACUCCACAGCUGCUAUGGUCGUGGAGUUUUACGCUUCGUGGUGUGGCCACUGCAUCGCGUUUUCUCCGAUUUACAGAGACCUGGCGAGAGAUAUUAAAGAGUGGAAGCCGGCUGUGGACCUGGCAGCUAUAGACUGUGCUGCACAGGAGAACCUGAAGGUCUGCAGAAGCUACAAAAUCCGAGGUUACCCCACAAUAAAGUUCUUCCAUGCCUACUCCAAGCCUGAUUCUGAAGGACUGCCUUUUAGAGAAUUUAGCCGUAAUGUUCCAGAUCUCCGACAUAAGAUCUUAGACAAACUGGAAACCCAUGGUGAACCCUGGCCCCCUGCCUGCCCCCCACUGGAGCCCACCAGCCAAGCAGAAGUUGAUGUCUUCUUUGAAACAUACAGUGUUAAAUACCUGGCACUGAUCUUUGAAGAUGCCAAGUCGUACAUUGGCAAAGAGGUAACACUGGACCUGUUACAGUUUGAGAACGUUGCAGUGCGGAGGGUCCUGAGCACCGAGGAAAGCCUGGUGACCAAACUGGGUGUGACUGAGUUUCCAUCCUGCUAUCUUUAUUAUCCUGGAGGCAACUUCACCAGACUAAGAGUUGACAUUGAGGCUCGCACCUUCUACUCUUACGCCCUCCAGAGGCUACCGGGGGUGGUGCGGUCAGGGAAGCCUACACCAGUUCCCAUAGAACUUCUCACCAACAACACAAAGGAUCCCUGGAGACCGUUCAACAAGUCCAGGGUGUAUAUGGCAGACCUGGAGUCAACACUGCACUACUCCCUGCGUAUUGAGCUGGCUGUUCACUCUGUUAUCAAAGGACAGGCACUGACUUCUCUCAAGACUUACAUCUCCGUCUUGGCAAAGUACUUCCCAGGCCGUCCUGUGGUGAUGAACUUGCUGCAGUCUUUAAACUCCUGGCUACAGAACCAGACUGCAGAUCAGAUUUCCUAUGAGGAGUUUAAAGAAAUACUGGAAAACUCAGCACAGUCUCCAAAUACUGCGCUGCCACAUGAUGUGAGGUGGGUGGGCUGUCAGGGUUCACAACCCCAAUUCAGACGUUAUCCCUGUGGGGUGUGGACUCUCUUCCAUGUUCUCACUGUCCAAGCUGACCGUCGAGGCUCAGAUCCUCUGGAGGUUCUGCGUGCGAUGAGAAGCUACGUACAAAACUUCUUUGGCUGCAGGUCAUGUGCUGAACACUUCGAGAACAUGGCAAGCGAAAGUCUGGAGGAGGUAACCUCGCUGCCUUUAGCAGUCCAGUGGUUGUGGUCCAGACACAAUGUGGUCAACAACAGACUGGCAGGUGCAUUGAGUGAAGACCCUCACUUUCCAAAGAUCCAGUGGCCUUCACCUAAAAUGUGUUCAGCCUGUCAUACAGUAAAGGACAACGGGGAGCACAAAUGGAACCUGAUAGCGGUUUCCCACUUCCUGUUGUUCUACUUCUCCUCUGACAGAAUCCUCACAGACUACCUGGAAAGUGAAAGCCAGAUUCUAGAAAAACAGAGGGAGAAAUAUGCCAGCCUGCAGAUACCUCAAACAGCUGAGAGACAUCCACAGAGAAGAGCCAGAGAGGCCUUGGACUCUAUAAAGAAUCCUCUGGCAUCACAACCCACUGCGCAAGAAGAGGAAGAUGAUGAGGUGGAGGAAGAGGAAGAAGAAGCACAGGAUGAAGCAGCGCCAGAGGAAGAAGAGGAUGCUGGAGAGGGAGGACUAGCUGCGGCAGGCGAGAUGGUGGGUAGAUCAUCGGAGCCAACACCGUGGGCUAAGCCUGAAAUGGAGGUGGGUCGUGGCCGCUGGCAGGCCCGCAAGAAACCGAGCAUUGUGGGACUGAGGAAAGACCCACGGGAGGACAUUGUUGAUCUCGACUCAUUUGUCAACCAGCACUACAAGGCCAAGGCACUGCGAGUGGCUGCCUCCAGCCGAGUUAAACAACGCAGCCUGCAAAGAAAGGAAGAGCAGGAGUCCGGGCCUGUGUUUGGGCUCGGCAUGGAGCUGGACGCAGGGUUAGGGAUGGUGGGCCUGGAACCAGCGGAUGCAGGCUUUCAGCUGGAUUUCGUGCAGCAGAGGAAGCGGCUGCAGAAGCGAGACCUGGCGGGCCAGUACUUUGAUGGGGAGGCUGAGCUGAGCCACAGGGGACGCUUGAUGUCCAUGUUAAGCGUCGGGUUCUCAAAAGUGGACAUCAGCCUGUGUGUCUUUCUUUAUUUUCUGUCCUCCCUGUGUCUUCUAGCCAUGUACCUUUUCUUCAAAAACCUCAGAUUACGGCGUGCUAAAAUUGCCCUGCCCUGAGCCAAAAUGUAUGCUAAUUUCACUCGAGUCAUAGCAAAGAUUAACAUUCAUGAAGUUAAUGUCAGCUAAAUUUGAGCACACCGUACAGAAAUGAAGAAUGCUGCCUUCCAGUGCUGUCCACUUUACUGUUACCUGCAGCCAGAGUAGGCAAUGGUAUGUUUUACUUUGAAUUUCAGCAAUAUUUUCUGUCCCACCAGAGAGGAGGAGAAGGGAAAAUUAGCAGAUAUCUUU
This is a messenger RNA of Archocentrus centrarchus (flier cichlid), 2747 nucleotides long. It is a transcript of the gene qsox1, whose product is annotated as quiescin Q6 sulfhydryl oxidase 1. Gene Ontology annotation, biological process: protein folding. NCBI's taxonomy places the organism in Eukaryota, Metazoa, Chordata, Actinopteri, Cichliformes, Cichlidae. Gene Ontology annotation, molecular function: flavin-dependent sulfhydryl oxidase activity; protein disulfide isomerase activity. Gene Ontology annotation, cellular component: Golgi membrane. The record is from RefSeq and is a predicted model, not a curated record.